AUGGGGGUGCGCGAAUGUCCUGCCCUGCUGCUCCUGCUGUCCUUGCUGCUGCUUCCUCUGGGCCUCCCAGUCCUGGGCGCUCCCCCACGCCUCAUCUGUGAUAGCCGAGUCCUGGAGAGGUACAUCCUGGAGGCCAAGGAGGCUGAAAAUGUCACGGUGGGCUAUGGGGAAGGCUGCAGCUUCAGUGAGAAUAUCACCGUCCCAGACACCAAGGUUAACUUCUAUGCCUGGAAGAGGAUGGAGAUUGAGCAGCAGGCCGUGGAAGUCUGGCAGGGCCUGGCCCUGCUCUCAGAAGCCAUCCUGCGAGGACAGGGCCUGUUGGCCAACUCCUCCCAGCCAUCUGAGAUCCUGCAGCUACAUGUGGACAAAGCCAUCAGUAGCCUACGCAGCCUCACCUCCCUACUUCGGGCGCUGGGAGCCCAGAAGGAAGCCAUCUCCUUUCCAGAAGCAACAGCAUCUGCUGCUCCACUCCGAACAUUCACUGUUGAUACUUUGUGCAAACUUUUCCGAAUCUACUCCAAUUUCCUUCGGGGAAAGCUGAAGCUGUACACAGGGGAGGCCUGCAGGAGAGGGGACAGGUGA
Pteropus alecto (black flying fox) is the source of this 582-nucleotide messenger RNA. RefSeq names its product erythropoietin (gene EPO). The transcript is spliced from 5 exons. The record is from RefSeq and is a predicted model, not a curated record. Lineage: Eukaryota; Metazoa; Chordata; Mammalia; Chiroptera; Pteropodidae. Gene Ontology annotation, cellular component: extracellular region. Bases 1 to 582 code for a protein of 193 amino acids. Gene Ontology annotation, molecular function: erythropoietin receptor binding; hormone activity; cytokine activity.